Molecule: messenger RNA, 6030 nt
Organism: Oncorhynchus keta (chum salmon)
Lineage: Eukaryota; Metazoa; Chordata; Actinopteri; Salmoniformes; Salmonidae
Gene: csf3a
Product: colony stimulating factor 3 (granulocyte) a
Exons: 5
Coding region: 2243-2890 (215 amino acids)
Biological process (GO): neutrophil differentiation; macrophage differentiation; immune response
Cellular component (GO): extracellular region
Molecular function (GO): cytokine activity
Source: RefSeq, a predicted model, not a curated record
UAUCCACCAGAUUACCCAUGUACAGGCAGUAGGUCUAUACCAAGUGUAACCGGUCCUUUUACUGUGCAAAAACAUUUUAUGGUAUGUGUGACAAGUGACCUCGCCUGAGAACUAAAGACUCAUGUUAGUUCUGGAGCUAAUGCUCUAGGUUUUAGCUCAGCGAGCUGACACUGUCUUGAGUUGCGUGGAAACUUUGGGUUCAAUACCCAGGUCAGUAACAUUUACAUUGAGCACGGCAGUGAAUAAUGGCCUCCUUUCAUGUCUAGGUUUGGUUGAAUGAAGAUAGAGGCCGUGUGGAUUUCAGGGGUCUGGUUUGGUGGAGCUCUCCAUGCAUGGCCAGAUGUAACAAUCCACAUUGACUGAUCACAGGCUCAGUUUUAGUGUCAAAGCAUGAAGAGAAACCGGAUCUGUUACAAGGAGAACUAUACAACUAUACAAGACAUGGUUGAGAAGGGCUGACAAAACACUGCAAGGUAUUUAGUAUAGAAUUGGAAUCCAUAAAACAGCCUUUGGUCAAUUUGUACAAAUGAUGUUGAAAGGAAUACAUAAGUCAAAACAACAGUCAAUAAAAUACAAAUACAUAGUGAUUUAGUCACAUAUAAGAGAAGAGCCGUGGCUGGAUGUCAGUUUGAGAUUUCCCCCUUAGAAGAAGCAAAUUAAGACUAGGAAGCACACCUAUAGGCUGAGAGGAACCUAUUUGCUGGUGCUGAUGAAUGCCACUGUUGAGUAAAUCAGAAACUGAGGCUUGGGUAACAAGAGGCCACAAGAUGGCAGACUUGUAUGAAACCCCACAGAGGCCAAUUCCAUUUUUAUUUGACGUCACUCACUCCACUUGCUCACAUCGGGGCAAAUCCUAACUUCCAUUUAAGAAGAAUUUUCACUGAUGGCAAUCGAGACUAAGAGAACAGAAGUGAAACUAAGUGGAAGUUAUUAUUUGACCACAGUGACCACACUAUCAAAUCCAGAGUUUUAGGAAAUGAGGAUAUUAAUGAAUCCACUGCACAUGUGAGAUGUGUUUUGUUUCAUAAAGGUGAUGCAAUUCCUGAAAUGUAAUGUUUUGUUAUAGUGGAUUACUAAAAUGUAGUAUUUUAAGACCUGUGAUGAAAACUACUGUGGAACUCUCGGUGGUCCCCCCUCCAGUAUACACUGAGUAUACCAAACAUUAGGAACAGCUUUUGCCCUCAGAACAGCCUCAAUUCAUCAGGGCAUGGACUCCACAAGGUGUCUAAAGUGUUCCACAGGGAUGCUGGCCUAUGUUGACUCCAAUGCUUCCCACAGUUGUGUCAAGUUAGCUGGAUGUCCUUUAGGUGGUAGAUCAUUCGUGAUACACACAGAAAACUGCUGAGUGUGAAAAAACCCAGCAGCGUGGCAGUUAUUGACACAGACCUGGCACCUACUACCAUACCUUGUUCAGAGGCACUUAAAUAUUUUGUCUUGCCCAUUCACCCUCUGAAGGGCAAACAUACAAAAUCCAUGUCUCAAGGCAUAAAAAUCCUUAUUCAACCGGUCUCUCCCCCUUCAUCUACACUGAUGGAAGUGGAUUUAACAAGUGACAUCAAUAAGGGAUCAAAGUUUUCACCUGGAUUCACCUGGUCAGUCUAUGUCAUGGAAAGAGCAGGUGUUCUUAAUGUUUUGUAUUCUCAAUGUAUGUCAGGACAGUUCUGUUUCAUUGGGCUUUCCAGAUACGUAUGUUUUCCUCUAAUUAACAUUGCCUGAGGAUAGGCUCAGUUUUUGGAAUGUAGGAAUUCCAGAUAGUUUUUUUCUCUCCAGAAUGUAAUGACUUCAAUAUUACUGGUCUACACAGCUUUUCCUAACCAAAAUUAGAAAAUGUAUGUAUAUAUGAACGUUAAGUUAUUGUCAUAAUUUGCCAACCCAGGCUCCAUUGUCACUUAACACAGCUGCCGAAUUAUAACACCAUGCCAACACAUUUUAAAGAUGUUUUAGAUGUUCAAGUUGUUUCAAGAUUAUUUUCAUGUUCAUAUUACUAUACAUGUAGCAUAUAUGUAUUCAAUUAAAAUGUGUUUAUAAUACAGCCCAUUCAAUUGCAAUAUUUUUACACUUCCACCAGAAAAGAUGACUGAUUCAACUCGAUACUGUACAGCUAGUAUUGUGAUAGAAAGGGAAUUCCCAUCAACUAGUAUAAAUAUAGUGGGUAAAGGCUAUGAUGGUAUCUAACAACUUGCGUUCACUGGUCGGUCAAUUGUAUCAGCAAAUUCCUUGAAGUGCCAUCAACCCAAAGGCAAUGAAUAUUCUGAUAGUUUUCGCCAUUCUCUGCAACAUGGCCAGCUACGGUCAAAGCGCACCGAUCUUGGAAUAUUCUGGCGAGGCGGGUCAACUAGUCGACGAUCCAGAAUUCAACCUGUCCGUAGAAAACAGCAAGAGUUUGAUCAAAAAGGUGUUGGAUGCUAUUCCUGAGACACACACAUCGUGCAUUCAUUCUGAGACCCUGAUUCUUAACUCGAGCAGCGAGAACAGGAAACUACAAUACCUGGCGAUCAACCUUGGCAUCCCCUCAGCUCCCACACUCAAAGCCUUGACAGAUAACUUUACUUUGGAGACCUGUCUGAGACGUAUGUCAGAGGGACUACAGGUGCACCAGGACCUGCUAAGAGCUGUCGUACAACGCCUGGCCAACACAGAGAGAAUCACUGCACUGCUGACUGAUAUCAGAGAUCUCCGCGUCCAGAUCAACAGGAUGCUGAAAGCGGUCCAAGUGGCAGAGAGCCCGGUGGCGGUGCAGCCCACAGCCACAAGCCUGGCCUCUCGUCUCACUGGGGACUAUGAGGUUCAGGUAGCCACACAUCUGACUCUGGUGCAGCUCCAAAGCUUUGGCCAGGACAUAGUCCGCAGUCUAAGGAACAUAGCCCAAGCAAAUGGGGAGAGCGAUUGACCCAAAACUGACUUGAAAUGGACAUAUUUUUAUGGUGAUCUAUUUUAUUUAUUUAUUUAUUUAUGACCUAUUUAUAUUUAGUCUAUUUAUGAUUAGAUGUGUAUUUAUCAAAUGCUUAAAAUAUAAUUUAAAUGCUUUUUUACAUGUUCCAAUUACAGUGCAUUUGGAAAGUAUUCAGAACCCUUGACUUUUUCCAGAUUUUGUUACAGUACAGCCUUAUUCUAAAAUUGACUAAAUUGCCCCCCUCAAAUCUACACAUAUAAUACUCCAUAAUGACAGAGCAAAAACAGGUUUUUAGAAUUUUUAGCAAAUGUAUAUUUUGGGGCGCCAGGUAACCUAGUGGUUAGAGCAUUGGGCCAGUAACCGAAAGGCUGCUAGAUCGAAUCCCAGAGCUAUAAAGGUAAAAAUCUGUCGUUUUGCCCCUAAACAAGGCACUGUUCCUAGGCCAUCAUUGUAAAUUAGAAUUUGUUCUUAAAUUUAUUUAACUAGGCAAGUCAGUUAAUUUUUUAUAUAUAUUACAUUUACAUAAGUAUUCACACCCUUUACUCAGUAUGUUGUUGAAUCACUGUUGGCAGUGAUUACAGCCUAGAGUCUUCUUGGGUAUGACACUACAAGCUUGGCACACCUGUACUCUCAAUCCUCUCUGCAGAUCCUCUCAAGCUCUGUCAGGUUGGAUGGGGAGCGUCACUGCACAGCUAUUUUCAGGUCUCCAGAGAUGUUCGAUCAUGUUCAAAUCCGGGCUCUGGCUGGGCCACUCAAGGUCAUUCAGAGACUUGUCCCGAAGCCAUUCCUGUGUUGUCUUGGCUGUGUGCUUAGGGUUGUUGUCCUGUUGGAAGGUGAACCUUCUCCCCAGUCUGAGUUCCCGAGUGCUCUGGAGCAGGUUUUUAAAAUCAAGGACCUCUCUGUAAUUUGCUCUGUUCAUCUUUUCCGUGAUCCUGACUAGUCUCCCGGUCCCUGCCUCUGAAAAACAUCCCCACAGCAUGAUGCUGCCACCACCAUGCUUCACCGUAGGGAUAGUGCCAGGUUUCCUCCAGACGCGACGCUUGGCAUUCAGGCCAAAGAGUUCAAUCUUGGUUUCAUUGGACCAGAGAAUCUUGUUUCUCAGUCAGAACCUUUAUGUGCCUUUUGGCAAACUACACGUGGGCUGUCAUGUGCCUUUUACUGAGGAGUUAGUUGCUUCCUCCUGGCCACUCUACCAUAAAGGCCUGAUUGGUGGAGUGCUGCAGAGAUGGUUGUCCUUCUGGAAGGUUCUCCCAUCUGCACAGAGGAACUCUAGAGCUCUGUCAGAGUGACCAUCGGGUUCUUGGUCACCUCCCUGACCAAGGCCCUUCGCCCCCGAUUGCUCAGUUUGGCCAGGCGGCCAGGUCUUGGUGGUUCCAAACUUAUUCCAUUUAAGAACGAUGGAGGCCAUUGUGUUCUUGGGGACCUUCAAUGCAGCAGACAUUCACCUCAGGAUUCACCUGAGCUCAAUUUCGAGUCUCAUAGCAAAGAGUUUUAAUACUUAUGUACAUUUUUUGACCUGCCAAUCCGCGCUCCUUAACACCUGCCCGCUUAUCCCGGGAAACCAGCCGCACCAAUGUGUCGGAGGAAACACAGCUCAUUUGACCACCGAAGUCAGCCUGCAGGCGCCCGGCCUGCCACAAGGAGUCGCUAGAGUGUGAUAAGCCAAGUAAAGCCCCCCCAGCCAGAACUGCCAAUUGUGCAACGUCCUAUGGGACUCCCGGUCACGGCCGGUUGUGACAUAGCCUGGGAUCAAACCUGGGUCUGUAGUGACACCUAAAGCACUGCGAUGCAGUGCCUUAGAUCGCUGCGCCACUCGGGAGGCCCUGUUUUUUUAUUUUGUAUAAAACCCGUUUUCGCUUUGUCAUUAUGGGGUAUUGUUUGUAGAUAAAUGUAAUCCAUUUUAGAAUAAAGCUGUAACAUAACAACAUGUGGAGAAAGUCAAGGGGUCUGAAUACUUUCCAAAUGCACUGCAAGCCUACUCGAUUAUUGGCCUGUAUGCUUUGUGAGCAACCUUUGUAGUAAGCUUCAUAAGCUGUUAUCAACUUUUGUCCCAGGGUGUCAUUGAGGAAGUUUUUUUUAGGGGUUAUACAUGAAUCCACCAUUUGUAUUUCAUAAGUUCUAUGAAAAUGUACUGUUUUUUACAGAGACAAUUGCUUGCAAGUAUCUGUAUGUUAUACUUCAUUUUGGAGUUAUUGGUACAUUUUAUUUUGUCAAAUGCAAUGCAUUAGCGCUCACCAAAUAUACACUGAACAAAAAUAUAAACAUGUUCGUCCCAUGUUUCAUGAGCUGAAAUAAAAAAGAACCCAAAAAUGUUCAAUAUGCACAAAAAGCUUCUUUCUCUAAAUUGUUUAGUUUACAUCCCUGUUAGUGAGCAUUUUUCCUUUACCAAGAUAAUCCAUCCACCUGAGAGGUGUGGCAUACCGAGAAGCUGAUUAAACAGCAUGAUCAUUACAUACCUUGUGCUUGGGACAAUACAAGACCACUCGGAAAUGUGCAGUUUCAUCACACAACACAAUGCUACAGAUGGCUCAAGUUGAGAGAACGUGCAAUUGGCAUGCCGUCUGCAGGAAUGUCCACCAGAGCUGUUUGUCAGAGAAUUGUAUGUUUAUUUUUCGACCAUAAGCCACCUCCAGGUAAGUUUUAGAGAAUGUGGCAGUACAUCCAACCGGCCUCACAACCGCAGACCAUGUGCAUGGCGUCGUGUGGGCGAGUGGUUUGAUGUUAACGUUGUGAACAGAAUACCCCAUGGUGGCUGUGUGUUUAUGGUAUGGGCAGGCAUAAGUUAUGGACAAUGAACACAAUUGCAUUUUAGCAAUGGCAAUUUGAAUGAACAGAGAUAUCGUGAUGAGAUCCUGAGACCCAUUGUGCUAUUCAUCCGCUGCCAUCACAUCUUUCAGCAUUAUAAUACACCAUGUCGAAAGGAUUUGUACACAAUUCCUGGAAGCAGAAAAUGUCUCAGUUCUUCCAUGGCCUGCAUAAUCACCAGACAUUUCACACAUUGAGCAUGUUUGGGAUGCCCUGGAUCGACAUAUGACAGCGUGUUCCAGUUCUUGCCAAUAUUCAGCAACUUCGCACAGCCAUUGAAGAAGAGUGGGACAACAUUCCACAGGCUACAAUCAACAGCCUGUUCAAACUCU